UGUAAAAAAUGUCAUGAUAGUUACACGCUUCAUGGUGUCAUAAAAUAAAUCGCACUGGUUUUUGCUUAGGUCAGUGACUUAAUAAUUGAAGAUGAAUGUAAAAACAGUAGGUUGCUUAUUUUUUAGAUCCUUGUGUCCGUGUUACACAUAUGUUCCGCUGCCAUUAAGGAGCCCUUGUCGAGGUCAUCGACAAAACACAAGCCAACCACCACAACAUGACAGACGAGCACAGAGAUGUGGAUUCAGUCCAGCUGCAUCAUCAAAAUAUGAUUGGAUCGGUCCACCAGACAGAUUCUCAAACCUGAGGCCAAUCAUAUAUCACAUCCCAGAGAAUGAGACACCACUGGAAAGGAAGUUGAGGCAUCUGAGACAAGAGACCGAAGACUGGAACCAUAAGUUCUGGACCAAUCAGAACAUCACGUUCAGUAAGGAAAAAGAAGAAUAUGUACAGUCACAACUGAAGGCAAAAGGGUUUUCAGAGAGAGAUGAACAAGGAAGGAAAAGGACUUUAAGCAGUGAGGAAAUGGCAGUCUUCUACAAACACUUCUUGGAUAAAAAUGUGAAAAGGCAUGCCAGUUAUAACAGGGAAUGGUAUAGACGUAAUUUCACCAUUACACUUCUAAUGGCUGAAGUAGCUCUACACAGAACAUGGAGGAUGCUGACAGGACAGGGGAGAAGAACUAGCCGGGAGAAAGGCAAAUCUACAUGAAACUCAAAUAAAGACUGUAAAUCAA
Messenger RNA from Myxocyprinus asiaticus (Chinese sucker), 734 nucleotides. Its product is annotated as cytochrome c oxidase assembly factor 8-like. Gene Ontology annotation, cellular component: mitochondrion. The record is from RefSeq and is a predicted model, not a curated record. The coding region runs from base 92 to 709 and encodes 205 amino acids. The transcript is spliced from 5 exons. NCBI's taxonomy places the organism in Eukaryota, Metazoa, Chordata, Actinopteri, Cypriniformes, Catostomidae. Gene Ontology annotation, biological process: intrinsic apoptotic signaling pathway.